Messenger RNA from Aricia agestis (brown argus), 6519 nucleotides. Its product is annotated as agrin-like. Gene Ontology annotation, biological process: cell differentiation; multicellular organism development. Lineage: Eukaryota; Metazoa; Arthropoda; Insecta; Lepidoptera; Lycaenidae. The record is from RefSeq and is a predicted model, not a curated record. Gene Ontology annotation, molecular function: calcium ion binding; protein binding. The coding region runs from base 243 to 6335 and encodes 2030 amino acids. The transcript has 27 exons.
GCGUAGACCCGCUACGAGACUCGUAACCGAUCUACGAGUCGUAGCCGGAUCGUAAUUAUUUUUAUGGAACGCGUAAUUAUUUUUAUGGGAUUGUUGUGGGACAGACAUUAGAGUGAUGUGUUGUGUGUGUGGAUGCGUUAGUUAAUCUCCUGCGCCCGUGAAUGAACUGAAGCCGGUGGAGCAUGAAUAUACCAUCAUGAUUUCGUGAAGAAAUAAAUUCAAAUGCGGGCGAGGACUAAAAGAUGAACAGGCCGGGAUACGAGUACACCGUGCCCGUGUCGACCACUUACUAUGCCUCAACUACCCGGCCUCCGCAGUACGACCGCGGGUAUGGCCAGCUCGCACCGGUGCCUCUAUACAGUCCAACCUCACACCCGCUGUCCAACUACGCCGACGUAUACGAGGGAAACAAUGACACUACCCUACGAGCGGAAGAGAGACAUUGGUACAUAGAGAACCAUAAGAACCUCCAGCCGAAUUACGCGAGCCACGAGGCCGCGCCGCAGAAGAUAAAAGAGGAGGAGAAGAAGAGUGAGCCGACGGUGACGAGGUCGGAUGCAGCGCAGAUCCGACAGAGAAGAAAGGAGGACAGAUGCUCGUGCGAGUGCUGGCCCAGCGUCGACAAUAAUGUGGUGCAGGACGGGAAUGAAACCACGCGCUCGCUGUCCGGCGUAGACAUGGUCGCCUCGUAUGGGGUAUACGGGAAUUCGCAGGAUGAUGAGAGUUCAGGGUUCGCUCGCGUCAGCGAAAAGAAUACGAGAUUUAGCCAAGCGGCCGAGGCACCUGUGCAGGGUGUGAUAGUGAAUCAACAGGGCAACAGUGCAGUCGUCCGAGCGACGGCUGCCACAGAGUCCUCCUGCAAAUGCUGCUGGACGUCCAACGCGCAGGCCGCGAAUUCCGAAGACUACUGCUGGAUCCACUAUUGUAGACCGGCGUUAAUAGUUCUCUUACUUAUAUUUUUUCUAGUAUUGUUGGGAGUUUCGACAGGGUUUUUACUUACUAAUAACUAUUUACAUUACCAGCCUAGACCACCAGCGCCAGAAGAAGCGUGUGAGAAGACGUUCUGCCGCUGGGGCGCGGAAUGCGUGUCCCUGGGCGACGGGCGCGCGCACUGCGCCUGCCCCGCCACCUGUCCGUCCGCCGCGGCCCCCGUGUGCUCCACCGCCGGCAGAACCUACCGCAACCACUGCUACUUGCGCAAGGAGGCCUGCGAACGACGGCUCAAUUUGCGAGUGAAACAUGAAGGCGAAUGCGAAGCCGGGGAUCCGUGCAGUGGAGUGGCCUGUCCAAGCGGCGCGCGUUGUGUGGUCGCAUACGGGCAGGCGGAGUGUAGAUGUCCCCGCAACUGCCAAAGGCGGAAACCCGUGUGCGGUAGCGACGGCCACGAAUACCCAUCCGCCUGCCACCUCGAUAAGCACGCGUGCGACAACCAGCUAAACAUCACUAUCAAGUAUCAUGGGAAAUGUGACCCGUGUUCGGAGCAUGAGUGCGUGGACGGCGGUGUCUGCCAGCUGAACGAGGUCCGCGCACCGGUCUGCCGAUGCGGCCCCCCCUGCGACCUGAUAGUGCGACCCACCUCCAGCGUCUGCGGGUCGGACUUCAAAGAUUAUGACAGCGAGUGCGCCCUGCGCCGAGAGUCGUGCAGGACGAGGCAGCAGCUGUCCAUCGCGUAUAGGGGGGUUUGCGCUUCAGCUCAACAUCCCUGCGAGUCAGUGAAAUGCGGUGUUCGCGAGCAGUGUUCGCUGGACGCUCGCGGUGUAGCCGUGUGUGGCUGUGGUGCAGACUGCGAGGAGGUGGUGCGACCGGUGUGCGGCACUGAUGGCAGGACUUACGACAAUCCCUGCCAGCUCGACCGCACAGCGUGCUUGGACAACCGGGACAUACGCAUCGCUUAUAUGGGGGCUUGUGGCGCUGAAAACCCCUGCGCACGCGCCUCCUGUCCCUGGGAAGGAGCGUGUAUAGCGCGGGGCGGGGGUGCCCAGUGCUCCUGCCCUGUAUGCGACGCGACCCUGGCCCCCGUGUGCGCUACGGACCUGAACACAUACGGCAGCGAGUGCAAGAUGCGCAUGCAUGCAUGCCAGGCGGGACUCCAGGAGGGCGAUGUGCGAGUGCUAUACAACGGGACCUGCCAGACGUGUGCUGACAUCGUGUGUUUGGGAGGUGGUGACUGCGAGAUGGACGCAGAUGCUGGAAGACCCUUGUGCAAAUGUAACCACAACUGCACGGAAGCUAAGGAGUCGGACGUGGUGUGCGGCAGCAACGGUCAGAGCUAUCCGUCACAGUGCGAGCUCGAUCUGACGGCGUGUCGGGAGCAGAGCGAGCUGCGGUUGGCCUAUAGGGGCGAUUGUGCUCUCUGCGAAGAAGUCCAAUGCUCGUACGGCGCAGAAUGUGUGGCCGGGGAGUGUCUUUGUCCCACCGACUGUACCGGCGCUCCCCACGAGCCAGUCUGCGGCAGCACCAUGCAGACUUUCCCGAACGAGUGUGAGCUGCAGAAAGCGGCCUGCAAGCUGCCACCUCCCAACAAGCUGCACGUCAUAUUCUACGGCGACUGCAAAGACAGACUCGCUGUGGUACCGCCGAUUGCUUUAACAACCACGGCAAUGACGACGACCGAGGUCGAGGACGUAACGGACACGCUGGGUGCGACGGAAUACCUCGGCUCGACGAGCCCGUCAGCCUGUCGAGACAUUCGGUGCGAUUUCGACGCGAGCUGCGAGAUCGGCUUCGACGGGUACCCGCGCUGCUCCUGCCUGUUCGAGUGCCCGGCGGAUAAUGAGUAUUUCCCCGUCUGUGCCUCCGAUUUCCGCCUGUACCCGAGCCUGUGCGCGAUGCGGAAGGAGGGCUGUCAAAAACAGCUGGAGCUCAGACUGAGACCGUUAGAUUUGUGCAAAGGUAUGGAGGUGCGACCGUGCGGUAGCAACAAAGCUAUGACAGACCCGUCGACGGGCCUCGAGAUAGACUGCGGUAACGGGCCGCAUCGCCAGGAUUGCCCGACGGGCAGCUACUGUCACAUCACCCUCACCACAGCCAGAUGCUGCGUCAAGAAUGAAACUAAGCAAGUCGAGGAGAGGAAGCCUGCACACUGCUCGGAGUCGGCUUACGGGUGUUGCUCCGACGGGUCUGCGGCCGUCGGGCCUAAUGAUGAGGGGUGUCCGAUUAGCAGUUCGACUUGCGGCUGCAAUCGAUUGGGCUCGGUGUCCGACCGAUGCGACGAGAGCGGUCAGUGUUCGUGUCGGCCCGGCGUCGGCGGACUCAAGUGUGACCGCUGCGAGCCGGGAUACUGGGGCUUGCCGCGAAUUGGCUCCGGCCACACGGGAUGCAUACCAUGCGGUUGCUCCGCAUUCGGUUCGGUGCGGGAAGACUGCGAGCAGAUGACCGGGCGGUGUGUCUGUCGGACCGGCGUACAGGGACAGAAGUGCACCGUCUGCGCUGAUCAUCGCCGGAGACUUGGCCCCAACGGGUGCUCGGAUCCGGAGAUAGGCAGCCUGGCGAACUCGUGCGCAGAACUGUCUUGUUACUUCGGCGCGGUGUGCACGGAGCGCACCGGGGGCGCGUUGUGCGAGUGCGCCGCUGCACCAUGUCCGGAUACGGAUCGGAAUAUGCUCGUAUGUGGCAGCGACGGCAAGACUUACGAGUCGGAAUGCCACCUCAAGCUCCAGGCAUGUCGGACUCAAGAGGACAUAGUGGUGCAGGCUUUCGGGCCUUGUAAGCUGUCAGAGGUCAUCGGGACCGUGGGUCCACCGCGACCCUCCUCUCCGAUCCAGUUCACCCAGCAGGACGAUGGAGCAGCGUCCAAGUCCACGAGACAUCUCCUCAACCCCAAAUACGAUUGGACGAGGAAGGAAACACCGAGCGAUAUUGAUAGUCUCAUCGCGGGACAGGAAUCUAAAGGGUCACAAACGGCGACGACUGCUACGGUGGGCGCCGUAGGAGCAUUGCUUGGUGAUCUGUGUAAUGAGGACGCUGACUGCGCCGCGCUACCGGGCGCCCACUGUACUAAUGGAGGCUGCGUGUGUCGCCCAGGGUACUCGCCUACUAUACACAGGAAGGCGUGUAUUGAACAAGCGACACAGGAGCCGACCGAGGAGUACAGUGCGUGUAUAUCCGAGCCGUGCUACAACAUGGGCACCUGUAUAGACCUGCCCGGCUCCACAUACGCCUGUGUGUGUACAGAACAACACACAGGAGCGAACUGCGAGACUAUCAUAAAAGACGUCGUACCUUUCCCCUACAUAGAGACUCCUUCGUUCGACGGAUCAUCCUACGUACGCCUAAAACCGUUGAAGGCUUACCAUAAGCUGAAUAUAGAUAUCGAAUUUAAGGCGUUCUCCGAAAACGGGGUGAUAUUGUACAAUCAGCAGAAGUCGGAUGGCACGGGCGACUUUGUUUCGCUCGCUUUGGUAAACGGAUAUUUGGAAUUCAGAUACAAUCUUGGAAAUGGAGCGUUAGUGUUGACAUCUCUGGAGAAAAUAAAAUUGAACGAAUAUCAUAAAGUAUCGGCGAAGAGAUAUCACAGGGAUGGAAUACUAUCCGUGGACAGUAUGGAGGAUAUAACUGGACAGUCCAAUGGAAAUCUGAAGGCUUUAGAUCUAGCUGAAGAUGCCUUUAUUGGCAGCGUGCCUACUAAUUAUUCCAGGGUUUACGAAAACAUAGGAACGAGAGCCGGAUUCGUGGGAUGCAUAAAAUAUCUGAGGAUAAUCCGUCAUCAGGUGACGAAGAAGCUCGGCCGGCCGGAUUCCCUAGUGGUGUCGAUAGAGAACGUAAAGGAGUGUCAGUCGAAUCCGUGCCUGAGUAUGCCGUGCAAAAACGGGGCGACGUGUCGGUCUAUAGCGGACUCUAUGGAGUAUACAUGUAGCUGUCCUAUUGGAUUUCAAGGAGGCAAUUGUGAGGAGAGAUUAGAUCCGUGCGAGUCGAACCCGUGCGGGUAUGAUGAGGGGCUUUUGUGCGAUAUUGGGCCGGACGGCGGACACGUGUGCCGAUGCCUUUUCGGAGGCGAAAUAGAUUCUAAUGGCAACACUUGUAACAAUGAUGUGAACGUCGUUCAGGAAACUUGGACUCCUCAGUUUAACGGUACCAGCUAUAUCGAGUUACCGACUCUCGAAGGCCUGGGCAAGGCUUUCAGUAUCGAAAUUUGGUUCCUAACGAACCGUUUCUCAGGCAUGUUGCUUUACACAGGCCAAUCUAGCAAGGCCAAAGGGGAUUUCGUUUCUAUCAACUUAGUCAACGGAUAUGUUCAGUUUCGGUUCAACUUGGGAAGUGGAAUCGCCAAUAUUACGUCAUCAGUACCAGUGACAAAAGGUCGAUGGCACCGCGUGCGAGCGGCGCGGGCGGAGCGCCACGGCUCCCUGCAGCUGGACCGAAGCCCUACACAGCGGGCCGUAGCCCCACCCCCGUUGGCUCAUCUGGACUUGGCUAUACCGUUAUUCAUCGGCUCUCUACCGGCCUACAUCCGACCGCACAAGAUGUCGGCCGUGACCAGCAGUUUCAUAGGCGCAGUGCAACAGGUCUUUGUUAACGGCAGCCCUCUACCGCUGUACGGUGCGGAGUCGGCCAAGUGCGCCAUAGUGGCCGAGGAGGAUCGACUGCCGUGCGCCACUAGCGGCGUGACUAAGUACACCGGACCGCCUUGUGGGGACGGUCUCACGCCAUGCAAGAACAACGGCUCGUGCAUACCGCUGCUAAACGAAUACAAAUGCAUGUGUCGAGACGGCUACCAGGGAAGGAACUGCGAGGUGCAAUUAAAAGUGGAGAUGCUAAGCGACGGAGCGCCCGUUCACUUCACCGGAAACAAUUACUUCUCGUACAGGAGUCGCGGCGGACGGAGAAAUCGUAAUCUCCGUGGUAUAAGAUACGAGAUCAAAUUCCGGACUAACUCUGACUCUGGCCUUUUGAUGUGGCGAAGAAAGAUCGGCGUGCGGCCUCAAGAUUUCGUGGGCCUUGGUAUUAGCAAAGGUAGACUGCAGCUGUUGUACACCGAUACUGAUGUCAAGGAGAUGAAUUCUGCUCUGAACGAGGACUGGUUCCAAAGCAUAGAGUCUAAGGAGAGGGUAGAUGAUGGGAUGUGGCAUACGGCGGUGGUGCGGCGGCGGAAGAGACUGGCCAUGUUGCAAGUUGACGACUCCCCGCCUAUAAGAGGGUACUCACAGUCGCUGUUAGUACUCUCGAAGGCUAACCCCAAGCUUUGGAUUGGAGGAUCACCUUCACUCCCCCUGGGGUUGCCAGAAGCCUUCUACUCCGGGCUUCAAGGCUGCGUCUCUAGCAUCAAGUCCAGUGGACGACACAUUGACAUCAAAAACCCGAUACGACCGAUGACGGAGGUGAGGUAUUGUGACUAGGUUGCGACUGAUUCUACUUAAUGCAACAGUAAUGCAGCUUCGUUCCUUGUUCGAUCUAGUCUACUUUUUUUCAACAGCAUUUUAGGCUUUGGAGUUUUGCGACCAAUGAGUAUGCCUUCGGUUUACAGUUUCGGCGACAUUAAAGGUACAAGUUGGAAUCGAGUGGAAGGUCGCAACUGCAGAC